This is a messenger RNA of Colletotrichum siamense, 1686 nucleotides long. It is a transcript of the gene FUS6-1, whose product is annotated as Efflux pump FUS6. NCBI's taxonomy places the organism in Eukaryota, Fungi, Ascomycota, Sordariomycetes, Glomerellales, Glomerellaceae. Gene Ontology annotation, molecular function: transmembrane transporter activity. Gene Ontology annotation, biological process: transmembrane transport. The coding region runs from base 1 to 1686 and encodes 561 amino acids. The record is from RefSeq and is a predicted model, not a curated record. The transcript has 2 exons. Gene Ontology annotation, cellular component: membrane.
AUGGCUCAGCAGGCCCCACAAGGUGUUCGUCCGAACGUUCCGGACCCGGAGACCACCGACACGUCCAUGGAGCCAAAUGAGUCAGUCACUGCAGCGCGCGCAAAAGGGCUCCGCUUCUGGGCCAUCGUCGCGGCCUUGGCAGCCAGCAAGCUGAUGUUGGCACUCGAGAUCACUAUUGUGUCUACCGCCCUGCCGACUAUUGUUCAGACGCUGGGCAUUGGGUCGAGCUAUGUGUGGGUUUCCAACGGGUCUGCGCUGGCUAGCGCAGCAAUAGCCCCGCCUUUAGGCCAGCUAUCCGACCUCUUCGGCCGCCGCUAUCCCACCUGCCUUUCUGUGCUUCUCUUCGUCGUCGGCGGGAUAAUCUCUGGCGCGGCAACCUCCGGUCUGCAGCUCAUUGCCGGACGGGUGGUCCAAGGCCUCGGAGCGGGCGGCAUCAACGUCAUGUCAGCCGUUGUCGUCUCCGACCUCGUCUCAGUCCGGCACCGAGGUAAGUACAUGGCUAUCAUGCUGGCUGCAUACCUUUUGGGCGCUACCAGUGGUCCGCUGCUGGGGGGCGUACUGGUCCAGUCCGGCGCUUGGAGGUGGGUGUUUUGGCUGCCCGUGCCGUUUGGGGCGGCGAGCCUUUUGGUCUUGGCUGUCUGUUUGAAAGGCGGGACCAGGAAGGCAAACCAAAGCCGUCGCGAGCGUCUCCGGCGCGUGGAUUACGGCGGCAACGUGUUGCUGACGGCCGCGACGGGCGCUACGUUGUACGCCAUCACGUACGCCGGGUCCAAAUACCCCUGGUAUGACGCCCGUAUCGUCGCCUCGCUGACCGCCGGUACGCUUGGACUGGGCGUGUUCUUGCUCCUGGAGCAAUACCUCGCGCGCAGCAAUACCGUCGAGCCGGUCAUCCCGCUCCGCCUGCUUACACACCGGGUGGGCGCUACCGUGGCGGCCGGGGCGUUCACCAGCAGCCUCCUCAGCAACUGGGUCAACUUUUUGUUGCCAUUGUACUUCCAAGGCGUGCGCAUGUCGACGCCCUCACGGGCCGGCGUGCAGCUGCUUCCCAUCGUUGCUGUCGCCGUCCCCGCGAGCAUCAUCUCCGUCGUCUUGGUUAGUAAGCUCGGGCGGUACAAGAUGCUGCAUGUUUCUGGGUUUGUGGGGAUGUGCACCGCGUGCGGGCUGUUUAGUGUUUUGGACGAGGCGUCGGGAGAUGCGGAGUGGAUUUUAAUGGAGGUGCUGUUUUCGGUCGGACUGGGCAUGGUGAUUAACACAUUGUUGCCGGCGUUUCAAGGUGCAGUGGGGGAAAGCGACCAGGCGGUUGCUACGAGUACGUUCACGUUUGUGCAGAGCCUGGCUAACAUGUGGAGUGUGACGAUCCCGGCCGCGGUAUUCAACAAUAGGUUGGAGGCGCUUGCGGAUAGGAUAUCGGAUGAGCGGGUCAGGGACCAGUUGGGCGGCGGACGGGCGUAUGGGUUUGCGACCCGGGCGUUUUUGGAGAGUGUGCAGGGUACUACGAGGGAUGAGGUGGUGGGAGUAUUUGGAGAGGCUAUCAAGGGCGUUUGGUAUGUUGCGGCUGGCAUCGCGGGUGUUGGCGUCUUGUUGGCGUGUGCCGAGGGGGAGGUCGUCUUGCGGGAGGAGUUGGAGACUGACUUUGGGCUGGAGAAAGAUGCUACGGUUGAAGUCGGUGACAAAACUUCCAAUUAG